CUGAACCUUCGCUAGACGCUGGACUGGACUGGUCGCCGCACUACGUGAAACACGCUGCGAAGAUUACCGGACGACACGCAUGAUCGCGCAAUAACACUUUCACCGCCAACGAAAGGGGAGAGAUGGCCACAUACUCGGCCAUCGGACACGAGCCAGCCGAGGCAGAUGCCAUGUCCUCGAGUACAGGCUCACUGCGUGGGCGACGGCGUGGAAGAGGCAAGAAAGAUGCUGGAUUCCACGGCCAGGCAUCGUGGAUAUCCAGUGUGAUCAACCUCGCCAACACCAUCCUCGGCGCCGGCCUCCUCGCCAUGCCCUCCGCGCUCUCAAAAAUGGGCAUCUUCCUCGGUAUCUUCGUUAUCAUGUGGGCCGGCGCAACCGCAGGCUUCGGACUAUACCUACAGACACGAUGCGCGCGAUACAUUGAUCGCGGCCAUGUAUCCUUUGCGACCCUAUCGCAGCUCACAUACCCAAACCUCUCCAUCAUAUUCGAUGCCGCCAUCGCCAUCAAGUGCUUCGGUGUGGCGGUCAGCUACCUUAUCAUCAUUGGAGACCUCAUGCCCGGAGUGGUCAGAGGAUUUGCGUCUGGUGCUGGGGACACGAACUUCUUGGUCGACAGGCAGUUUUGGAUCACUGCUUUCAUGCUUAUUGUUAUACCCUUGUCGUUUUUGCGCCGUCUUGACUCUGUUGAAGUACACCAGUGUCAUUGCAUUGUUCUCGAUUGCCUAUCUUGUCAUCCUUGUUGUUGCGCAUUACCUGCCAGAGGAGACACUAUCGCAGACAGAGGAACUGUCCGUGUUUUCCAAUGGUGCAGGCCCAGUCUCUGCGCUCGCGGCCUUUUCCAGUCAUCGUCUUUGCAUACACCUGUCACCAGAACUUCAGAUGUUCUCCAUCCUAAACGAGAUCGCAGACAACUCCCACUUCCGUACAAAUACCGUCAUCUUGGCCUCCAUCGGUGGUGCCUGCAGUCUCUACAUCCUCACUGGUAUCACUGGCUACCUGUCAUAUGGCGACAACAUACAUGGCAACAUUGUCUCCAUGUACCCCACCGCAGCCGCAAGUACUAUCGGUCGUCUCGCCAUCGUCAUCCUCGUCAUGUUCUCGUACCCACUCCAGAUCCACCCUUGCCGUGCCAGCAUCGACGCCUGCCUGAAGUGGAGACCGCGUCGCCGUAAUUCUCCAGAAGGAAGUCCGGCACGCAACACGUUGAUGAACAACACGCAAAAGCCCAUGAUCCCCAAAAAUGGCGAAAUGUCCGAUUACCGCUUCGCCAUUGUUACCACAAUCCUCAUCAUCCUGACAUUCAUCACCGCCAUGACUGUAUCUUCGCUUGAGAAAGUCCUUGCGUACGUUGGUUCCACAGGCUCAACUACCAUUUCCUUCAUCCUCCCUGGUCUCUUCUAUUAUAAGAUUUCAGACCCAGAUUCGCACAUCCACCAGCGACUUGUGAAGGAUGAAGACGACGAAGAAGAGUUCACGAAUGGAGAAGUGGAGGGCAGUGUCACGAGGGAAGGGUAUGACAACAGAGACUGGAGACGCGCGUUACUCAGGAACGCGGCGCUCGGAUUGAGCAUAUACGGGGGCGUGGUGAUGGUGACAUGUCUGAUCACUAAUACGUUCCUUGUUGCAGCAGCGCAUUGA
Molecule: messenger RNA, 1638 nt
Organism: Parastagonospora nodorum SN15
Lineage: Eukaryota; Fungi; Ascomycota; Dothideomycetes; Pleosporales; Phaeosphaeriaceae
Exons: 5
Coding region: 433-1638 (401 amino acids)
Biological process (GO): amino acid transmembrane transport
Cellular component (GO): fungal-type vacuole membrane
Molecular function (GO): L-lysine transmembrane transporter activity; L-tyrosine transmembrane transporter activity; L-arginine transmembrane transporter activity
Source: RefSeq, a predicted model, not a curated record